AUGGUUGAAUUAUGGCACACAAGGAAUGAGAAGAUAUAUGAGAAUGCAGAACUUAACUUUGAGAAGUUUAAACAGACAAUAUUGUCUUACACAAAGGCAUGUGGUAUAAGAAUGAAAGGUCCCAAGUUGCCUAGGAAUGGACAGGUGCUCAUAUGCUGUGAUGGAGCUUCAAAGGGUAAUCUUGGAAAUGCAGGAUUGGAUUUUGUAGCAAGGAAUGAAAAUGGUGAUUGCUUGGGAGAAUCUACUGGAGGUCUGGGGGUAGCAACAAAUUUUCUAGCUGAAGUGAUGGCAUUGGUGGUAGCUGGUGAAUGGGAAGUCAAGAAAAAGUAUGUGAAUGUUGUUUUUAGCCUUGAUUCAAAAGUUGUACUGCUAGCUUUCAGUAACGGUAAGAUUCCUUGGGUUGUGAUGAAUAGAUGGAACAAUAUCAGAAGACAUAUUCCAAGAAUCUCAUUCACACAUUCAUAUAGGGAGAUUAACUUUUCUGCUGACAAUAUGGCUAAGAAAGGGGUGUUGCUAGCAAGAGGAAUAGUUGUUUAUUAUGAUGAUAAGCCAUAUUUCUUGAAUAAGCUGGAAUGUGAAGAUGGGAUCUACUUUAGAUUCUGCUCAUGA
Papaver somniferum (opium poppy) is the source of this 609-nucleotide messenger RNA. RefSeq lists its product as uncharacterized. Gene Ontology annotation, molecular function: nucleic acid binding; RNA-DNA hybrid ribonuclease activity. The record is from RefSeq and is a predicted model, not a curated record. The coding region runs from base 1 to 609 and encodes 202 amino acids. The transcript has 2 exons. Lineage: Eukaryota; Viridiplantae; Streptophyta; Magnoliopsida; Ranunculales; Papaveraceae.